Tympanuchus pallidicinctus (lesser prairie-chicken) is the source of this 3036-nucleotide messenger RNA. It is a transcript of the gene RHCE, whose product is annotated as Rh blood group CcEe antigens. The record is from RefSeq and is a predicted model, not a curated record. NCBI's taxonomy places the organism in Eukaryota, Metazoa, Chordata, Aves, Galliformes, Phasianidae. Gene Ontology annotation, cellular component: plasma membrane. Gene Ontology annotation, biological process: ammonium homeostasis; ammonium transmembrane transport. Gene Ontology annotation, molecular function: ammonium channel activity. The transcript is spliced from 10 exons. The coding region runs from base 1160 to 2224 and encodes 354 amino acids.
CUUGUCACCGGCAGCCCCGCCCGCAGUUCGUGCUGUAGUCGCGCGGGGCUGCGUGGCAAAGCGGAGUGCGAGCGGGGCUUCGGACCGCGCCUGGCUUCUUCCCCUCUGCAUGGGCCGCGUGCUGGCCCUAAGCGUUCGCACUGUGAUGGAUGGGCCCGGGCUGAGGAGCGCGGCCCUGCUGUGGCGUUAAAGCCUGUUCGGUUCAUGGGGGGAUUUGAGGCAAAAAGCCCAGAAUCAGCAUUUACAGCGGGACUGGAGGAUCCCGGGGGUGUCCUGUGCAAAAAGGCACGGGCGACAUUACAGCCUUCGGCACGCGUUCCGUCAGAGUGUUCGUGCUGCCAGGAGACUUGGUCACAAAUGUCAAAAAAGAAAGAAAGGGAAAAAAAAAAGGGUGAUUUUGCGUAUUUAACUCAUGCAGAAUGGUGGCUGUAGUUCUGAAUCCUCAGUGUGGUUCCCAGGUGGUUGUACUGCAGAUGGGAGAUGGAGCACAGGCAGUCACUGUGUCCUCCAGCUCUGUUUGCACCUUAUAGGUGUUCCAAAGCAGCUCAGCUGACGUUGAGCAACAUCUGAGUUUCCCAACACGGUCAUCAAAUCCCCCCAAAAAGGAGCUGGAAGCAGAUCUUCCACGGGACAUAACAGCUUCUGCCAUGUAGCCCUGCUUGUGUGCCCCAAAUGUUCGCUUUGGUGGCUGCUUUUUUGAAGAAAAAACAUGUGCCAACCCAAAGGCUGAGAACCCACAAGUUGGGUGCCUCAUAGCCACGGUGUGGCAACGGAAGGUGAUGCGUUUCUGAAUGCAGGUCAGGUCUGAAGCGAUCAGGUUGGUUCUCAGUUAAAAGGCUGCAGUGUGUCUGGGGUUACUCAGCGGGAUGCAGGUGUUGUGUUGGAGCCUAACGCAGCUGAAAACACAACAGGAAUCUCAGCUGGGCAUUUCCUGAGGUAGUGGUGCAGGGGCUCGGGUCUGGAUUACAGUCUGGAUUACAAGCAAUAUGAAGGAAUAAUGAUAUUGCGUGAGCUUCAGCAUCCUACUGCUGUGAGUCUGCAUGUCUGCAUGCUUUUCUUGCCGUUCAGCUGAUACGUGAGGAGCCAAGCAGCUGGAGCACUGUGGGGAUGGCAUCCUGCAGAAUUACAUCAAGUGUUUGAUUUGCAGGAUGUCAGCCACAUGCUCAUUUUUGGAUUUGGCUUUUUCCUGACGUUUUUGAAACGAUACGGGUUUAGCAGCGUGGGAUUCAACCUCCUGAUCAUCGUGCUUGGUGUCCAGUGCUCCAUUCUGAUGGAAAAUGUAUCAGUUUUCCCAACAGAAAGAACAGUGGAAGAUGUGUUCAGAAUAACGGGAGCUGCUAUGAGCGUGGUUGCUGUGGUCAUCUCCAUUGGAGCUGUUCUUGGGAAGAUCAAUCCCAUGCAAUCCAUCGUGAUGACAGUUGUGGAGAUAAUAGUUUUCCGUAUGAGCAGAUGGAUCAACAUGCACGUCCUGAAGGUUUCAUACCAUGUAUGCAUGAUGCACGUUCACCUGUUUGGGGCCUACUUUGGUCUGGCUGUCUCCUCACGUUUCCCUGAGCCAUCACCGAGGGCUGAGAAGAAUGCAAGUACUCCAAAAUCGGAUUUACUGUCAAUGUUGGGCACUCUCUUUCUGUGGGUGUUCUGGCCAAGCUUCAAUUCUGUACUGGCUUCAGAAAGGAAUAAAUUGAUCUUUAACACCUACUUAGCACUCGCAGUGAGUGCUGUAACUGCCUUUGCGUUGUCUGGUCUGAUCACAAAGGAUGGAAAAUUCAGGAUGACUCACAUCCACAGUGCAGCACUGGCUGGUGGGGUUGCUAUUGGUUAUGCAGCAGACAUUAUCGAGUAUCCCUGGAUUGCAAUGAUUUUGGGUCUCCUUGCUGGUGUGAUAAGCAUGCUAGGAUCUUUCUGUUUACAGAGUUGCUUGAACCCUACUCUCAAGAUUCAUGAUGCAUCUGGGGUUCAUUUCACGUUUGGUUUGCCUGCUGUGUUUGGAGCCCUUGCCCGAGUUCUUUUCUGUGUGCUGGAAAUCCAGACUAAAUCACCAAGCAUUGGCCACGAGGUCGCAAUGAGCAUCGGUGCCUUCUGCUUCACCAUCAGUGCUGCCCUGAUAACGGGUCUGAUUACAGGUUUAAUCCUAAACCUCAAACUGCUGAAGCCCAUCCCUGUCUCCAAGUAUUUUGAAGACCAGAUGUACUGGGAGUUUCCUCAUCUGGCUGUUGGAUUUUGAAUGGAUGAACCUAAAUGGAAAACUUGACCAAGAUCUGUAUUUGUCAUUAGAGAAAAUGAGUAGCUACGAUGAAACAGCACUUCAUUAUUAGCACACUUACAAAAGCCUUCCCAAUGGACACGUGAAGAAUUUGCAACAAAACGUCCAUUAUUUCUGAACAAUCAGCACAUAUAUUCACAGAUGGAGAAUUACAACACGUUUUCUUUUCUGUUUUGAUCGUUUUACCUUAAAUAUUUUUGUAGGAUGUGUACAGAAAGCUGCUGUCGUGGCUUAUCCAUUAAAAUGCUUGAAGCUUUUAAAGCUGUAUUUAGUUCUGAAGUUUAAAAGUCCCAAUCUGUGCAGCACGCAUUUAUUCUAGUGAAGUGCUGAAGUUCUUGUUUGUAAGUUCAAUGAAGUUCUGCUGAAGGCUCUGUUUUGAUGGCUGAGUCAGAACUCCACACUGUGCCAGGCUGAAAUCGUGUCACCAGAUAAAUCUGCUUGUGGCUCAGCCAAGAUUUGGAAGAUCUGAUGGCAAGAAAUGAUGAGCAGAACUUGGGUUUGUGCUGGGGGGUGGCCAGCCUGGAAGAUCUGGAAACGAUUCCUUAAACACUGCCAGCUAAAGGCCUUACCUUGAUUUGAAUGAAUGGAAGCAGAUAUUGCUUGUAGAGUGCUCCUACCUGCAGGGCUCUGUGCACGAGGCACGGCCUGCUCAGUCAGGGGAUGCAGUGCAGACGUGUUGGUAAAUGCAUGGUGCUCCUGAGCUUUUUCUUCAUUUCAAAAUAGUUGAUGUUUUUUUCUUUAACUGCUUACAUAAUUAAAGAAGUGGAACCUUG